Molecule: messenger RNA, 2865 nt
Organism: Sebastes umbrosus (honeycomb rockfish)
Lineage: Eukaryota; Metazoa; Chordata; Actinopteri; Perciformes; Sebastidae
Gene: hdx
Product: highly divergent homeobox
Exons: 11
Coding region: 278-2629 (783 amino acids)
Biological process (GO): regulation of transcription by RNA polymerase II
Molecular function (GO): RNA polymerase II cis-regulatory region sequence-specific DNA binding; DNA-binding transcription factor activity, RNA polymerase II-specific
Source: RefSeq, a predicted model, not a curated record
UUUUCCGAAUGUCACAGCGAUGAUCUUGAGCUCCCAUUGGCUCCUGUCUGCGAACACGUCACAAUCAUGAUUAGAAUUGAUGAUCGGACGUUCUGAUUUCAUUGUCUAGCAAAAAGGGGGGACUGGUGAAGAAAUCUGCUUGAAUUUUCACCGUCCGUCUGAUUUUGACAUCAAAAAUGCCCCAUUACCCAGCAGUGUGCCAGGUACACUGAGACACACGAUGAGUGCAAUCAAACUCGUGCUAAUCUAGAAACAUGGAGGUUUCGCUGUGAUCUGCAUGGCUGCCCCGUUCCCCUCCAGUAGCAGAAUGGAUGCGUGGUCACAGAGACGUGGCCUGCAGACUAUGAACCUGCGGUCAGUGUUUACGGUUGACCAGCAGAGGAUCCUGGAACGUUACUAUGAUAACGGGAUGACCAAUCAGAGCAAGGCCUGCUUCCAGCUAAUACUGCAGUGUGCUCAGGAGGCCAAACUGGACUUCAGCGUGGUCCGGACAUGGGUCGGCAACAAAAGACGCAAGAUCGCCUCCAGGAUAGAGAACGGAGGCAUGUCUCAUUCCUUAUCCGGUCACGGACUCGGUGGGGGAUUGCUCUCCAAUCACACAUUACCCGGGGGUUCACUGUCCAAUCACAGCAUGGCGACAGGGGCGCUGCUUCCUGCCGAACUGGCCGCAGCGCGGAACAUCCAGAACCGCGUGCACCUCCUCCCUCCAUCCUCGUCCUUCCCUUCUUUCUCGUCGACAUCUUCCUCCCCUUCCUCCUCCUCCCCCCACAGCAGCGGAAGCAACAACAACAACAACAACAAUGACGUCAUACUGACCGGGAUUUACUCUCUAAACUCCGUCCCUCGACCCUCCCGACCCAGACCCGACGCCCCCCCAUCCCAGUCGGACUCUGAGCUCUCCGCGCACACAUCCUCGUCUCUGAUCAACCGGGCCCUGCAGAGCAGGAACAGCUCCACCUCCUCGCCCCUCCACUCCAAGCUGGUCUCGCUCUCUCAGAACCUCCCACCCCUCACUUCCGCCUCAGGGCCUUUAGUCUACACUGCAGUCAGGAAGGGAGCUUUAUCCCUCGGGGUGUCGGGGAUAAGCGCAGGAGCAGGGGUGGUACCUCACAGCUGGACCAGGCAGUAUGGCACAGCGCAAACUCGCCCUUGGUCCUCGUCCUCGCAGUCCCAAAGUCAGCAGCCUCAGCACAGACCUCACUCCAACCCCCAACCUCAACCGCCCGCCCCUCAGAAGCCUCGGGUCUCCCUCGCAGUACAAAACUCCGGUCCCUCCUCUGAGCAGACACUUCGUAUCCAGCAGGUCUUCACCUUGUCAGAAAGAGGCGAGGGCGACAGGCUCGGGCCGAGUCACGCGUCUACCCGUAAAAGCCAGGAAAGUCAUAGGCCGUCGGACCACUCUCUGGACGCCAGUCAUAACUUCUCCAUCGCCAUGGAAACCGGAGACGAAGAAAAUGAGUGGCAAAGGGAAGAGGAGCUGGCAAACAUGGCCGCUCAGACACACAUCCACCGGGAGCGGACGUCAACCAGUCCAAUCGACGCUGAGGUGUGCGUGGUGCGAGGAGGCCACACGCCCCCCAUGACCAGCUCUAGACCCGCACCGCUCCACAGCAACACUACUCUUCAGGGCAGCUACUCCGUCACAGCACAGACCUCACUCUCAGCAGAAUCCGACUCACAGACUGCAGUCGGUGUGUCUGCUGCCCCCUGGGUUAUCAGCAACUCCAGAAAGAGAACACUGCAGGAUCGGACCCAGUUCAGUGAUGGGGAUCUCAUCCAACUGAAGCGCUACUGGGACCGAGGCAUGACCAGCCUGGGCUCAGUCUGCAGGGAAAAGAUCACUGCUGCAGCGAACCAACUCAAUGUAGACACUGAAAUAGUCAAGACAUGGAUUAGUAACAGGCGGAGGAAGUACCGUCUGAUGGGUAUUGAAAUCCCUCCGCCUACAGGUGGGCCUGCUGUAUUCUCGUCCCCAGGAAACGAAUCCCCGGUGGCCCUCAGUCCCGACGAUGAGCGGCUCAGAUCGCCCGAACUCAGAGAUGACAUGAAUGAUGAGGGAUCUCUCUGCCUGUCUGAAGAUGGCACCAUCGACUCACAACAUAGAGACGAAGAUGACGGAGUAGAUGUGCUCACUGCUGCUCCGCUGGCCAAUAAUGUGAAGAUCGAAGUAAUUGAUGAGGAUGAGGAAGACGAAUACGAUGACGAUGGUGAAUUAGUGGCUUCAGACCUAGAGCAAAUGCAGGGCCUCCUGGAAUUCAAGCACGAGGAAGUGCAGUUCUUAGAAAACGAGCUAGAGAACCAAAAACAAAAAUACGACGAGCUCGCAAGCUUCACGAAGAGCCUGCUCAGCGCCGUGAGGAACAAUGACCUGGAGAGACAGCAGGAACUUAUGGCCAGUCUACCUCAGCCUUCAGACCAGGACUGGGACAUGACUGUGGAGAGAGGAACGCAGCCAGACGCAUCCUCCAACCACAACGGCUCCCCGAUGGGCCCAGCGUGCAGCGCGGAGCCUCCAGCGAACGAAGAAGUCCCACUGGUCUCCCUAGACAAAGACGAUACAACGACUGAAGUUACUGAGCCCUCUGCAUCAGAGGAGCAGCUGCAGGAGGCGGUUGCAGAACAAAAUUGACUAUGUCAUGUACAUCAGCUCACGUAGACUCAUACGGAUGUUUCCACACUCCACAUAUAGAAGCUGGUUUCAGAUUAUAUGGCCUCACAUUUACACAAACACUCAACGCUCCACGCCCAGUGCCUGUGGAUUGACGCUUCACUACGACUGUUGGGCUGACAAAUGCCUUUUUUACUGCAUAUCAUCCGCCUUGCUCUGGACCUGUCCAGAGAGAACAAUAAACGACCUCUAACUUA